Messenger RNA from Drosophila eugracilis, 1645 nucleotides. RefSeq names its product sialin. Lineage: Eukaryota; Metazoa; Arthropoda; Insecta; Diptera; Drosophilidae. Bases 1 to 1635 code for a protein of 544 amino acids. Gene Ontology annotation, biological process: transmembrane transport; monoatomic anion transport. Gene Ontology annotation, molecular function: transmembrane transporter activity. The record is from RefSeq and is a predicted model, not a curated record. The transcript is spliced from 3 exons.
AUGCUUUUAGGCUCUUGUCCACGAUUCAGGAAAUUUCAACGUCAUCCAUUACAACCAGAUUCUUACUCAGAUCUUGAGGUCAGACAGCGAUUGGUACUUUGCUGUUUUACCUUUUUGGCCAUCAUCAAUACAUACACCAUGCGACUGUGUCUGGAUUUUUCCCUGAACCGGAUCGUCCUAGAAUGUGAUGGUGGAAGGGAGGGUCAGAGCUUGCAAGAUCCUCAAGUUCUCAAACCAAAAUCCUUACCAAAUUGGCGUUUGGAACUGGCUAUGAAACUGAAUAGGACGACAUAUAAUUCAAGGAGAAGGCUAAAAGCAGGCAAAGAUUUGCCCUAUACAGAUCAAAUUAAAGCGGUUCGCAAAAGGAGUCCUCCUGUCCAGGAGGAUUCACAUAAACGGAUCAGCUGCUCCGAGCUGUGGUCUCGUCAAACCCAAUCCCUAGUAAUAAUGGCUUUCUAUGCCGGCUACGUGCUUACCCACAUUCCGGGCGGACGUCUAGCGGAGAGAUAUGGUGGAAAAUGGGUUCUCGGAGUGGCCAUCCUAACGUCAGGGAUGCUAACACUUUUAACGCCCACGGCAGUGCGUCGGGGCGGUCCGUAUGUCCUGGUUGGUGUUCGUCUCUUGGUUGGCCUUUGUGAGGGUCCUUGCUUUCCAGCCGUAAGUGCUCUUCUGGCUCAAUGGGUUCCCGAUCAGGAACGUGGAAUGUUGGCCAGCUGCGUCCUUAGUGGCGGUGAGAUUGGAAUCACAGUGGUCCAGUUGGUCAGCGGAUUGGUUAUCGCAGAGCAAGAUUGGCCCAUGGUCUUCUAUUUGGUUGGAGGAGGCGCUGUGAUGUGGUUUUUAGGAUUCACCCUAGUUUGCUAUAGUACUCCGGACCACUGCCCAUUUAUUCAGAGCGAAGAGAGGGAAUAUAUUAAGUGUCAUACCAGUGCUUCGCUGCUGUUAAUCCAGAGUAGAGAAAGAGAGGACAGGGAACGGGCAGAAGGAGAGACUGAAGUCUGGGAUGCCCGCAGAGAAGUAGAUGAGACUUCCAGUGCAGCACCUUGGAGGAGCAUGCUGAAUAGUUCUCCGAUCUGGGCACUUGUUUUAACCUCCAUGCAGCAAGAAUUCCAACAGAAAUUGCCUCAGGAGCUGCAGAGUGUGUUAGACGAAGUAAAGAGCCGUGGAAGCAGUUUGUCGGAUGAACUCUCCACUACUAUCGAGUUAAUAGCACCUUACAUUGGAAACUGGUUGGCUUCUCUAACUACAGGGCGUCUGAGUGAUGUGCUAAUUGAACAGCAGAUCCUCACUCGAACGCAGACUCGACGUCUGAUGUCCUGGUUGGUCUUUGUAUGUGGAUCCAUGUACAUGCUGCAGAUGAAGGCGAACGGAUCAAGGAUAUGGAGUGUCCUGGCCAUGGGGGCUUAUUAUGCGAGCAUCAAGCUAUUACCGCUGGAUAUGAGUCCGAACUACGCUGGCACACUGAUGGGAAUCUCUGGCGGAAUGGAAACUCUUCCAGCACUUUUGAUGCCCUAUUUGGAAAAAUUGGAGACGGAUUACCAUGUAGUUAGCAGCGUAAGGGCCGCUAUAUGGGUAAUCGGCGCCAGCUACAUUUCCGGCGAUGUGCAGGCGUUUAAUGAACCGGAACCUCAACAAUAAUGAGGACAAU